CAAAUCGUCGGUUCGUUCCCCCUUGCGGAAGGAAAGGAAUUGAUGCGAUUGGAGACGCGGCGAGACUCUCCGAUCCGUCCGAAGACCCUUCGAUUUCGAUCGGUAGAGGAUGAGCUCCCGGCCGCCAAAUCUCACCUUUAAGCUCGUUCUCCUCGGCGACGGUCGAGUUGGGAAAACCUCCCUUGUAUUGAGAUAUGUAAAUAAUGUUUUCUCCGAGAAACAAGAAGCUACAGUGCAAGCUUUCUAUCUAAAAAAACACCUUGUCAUUGAAGGUGUGCCUGUUACCUUGUCUAUAUGGGAUACAGCUGGACAGGAACGUUUCCAUGCUUUGGGCCCCAUCUAUUAUCGCGAUGCUGAUGCAGCACUUUUAGUAUAUGACAUCACAGACAAUGAUUCUUUUCUUCGAGUCCGAAAGUGGGUUAAGGAACUUCAGCAGAUGGCAUCAAAGGAUAUAGUCAUGGCCAUAGCAGCAAAUAAAAGUGAUUUAGUUAGAUCAAAGAAGUAUGAUAUACAAGAAGCUGAAAGCUAUGCAGCAACGAUUGGAUCAAAGAUUUUUGUGACAUCUGCCAAGUCUGGAACAGGAGUAGAUGAAGUCUUUAUUGAUAUCACAACACGAUUAUUGCAGAAGAAAAAGAAUAGCACCAAUGGCUUGCUGCCUGCUCCACCGAAAAGAGGGAUUCUUGUUGUAGAUGAUGAACCUGAGAAAGAACCCCCACCAAAGUGUUGUUCAUAGUAUCAAGAUUUAAAUUUUUUAUGAGAUAACAGAUACGUUUUGUUGUAUACAACCCACUGUGGCCGGCCCCACACCCUGUGGAGACCAGUGAAGGCAUCACUUGAAGUUUAUGUGAGUGUGUCGUGUUCACAGAUGUUUAGUAGAAUCUUUGUUUUACCGAAAAUUUGACUUGUGUACAUAUUCUUGCUUUGCGCUUGCACAAAUAACGAGUAACUUAUCGACCUAUGAAUUUGUUACUCAUGAUCUUGAUAUUUUGCAUCAACUGGAUCCAUAAUGUUAUCAUAGAUCCUAUUGUGUAUUGUAAAAUCACUGUGUUAAUCAAAACAAUGUUGGCAUUCUAAG
Musa acuminata subsp. malaccensis (wild Malaysian banana) is the source of this 1075-nucleotide messenger RNA. RefSeq lists its product as uncharacterized. Lineage: Eukaryota; Viridiplantae; Streptophyta; Magnoliopsida; Zingiberales; Musaceae. Gene Ontology annotation, cellular component: Golgi apparatus; endosome. Gene Ontology annotation, molecular function: GTP binding; GTPase activity. The record is from RefSeq and is a predicted model, not a curated record. Gene Ontology annotation, biological process: Rab protein signal transduction.